UACAUAGAGAAGAAGUAGGGCUCGAAAGCUCCUUCACACCGCGCACAUGUAACCGACUUGACCUCCGGCCGGAGCACCAGACUACUGUGGGCUUUACACUACGGUGAUUUAUAUAAGUUACCGGCAGUGUUUAAAUACAAAGGCAGUCCAAUAGUUCCGUCCUGCCGUUUUCUCCUCGUUGAAGACGUGGUAGUUUCUGCUAUUUGUUGGAAUGCAGGCGCUGUCUCCAGGCGCGGGGCCUGUGGAUACACGGCCUCAUGAAGACGACAUCGAAGGAGAUGAUGAAGAUGAAGACCUGGAUGAGACCUUACUGGAGCGGCUGUGGGGACUGACUGAGAUGUUUCCAGACACACUGCGGUCAGCAGCUGAAGUAUCAGCACAGCGCUCAUUGUCUAUAGCCAAGAAACUUUACAGUUUUUCUCGCACUGCUCUGUGGGUGGGCAGUACUUCCUUUAUGAUUCUGGUUCUUCCCGUUGUCUUUGAGACAGAGCGACUACAGCUGGAACAACAGCAGCUACAACAGCAGAGACAGAUUUUAUUGGGGCCAAAUGCUGGAAUGUCUGGUGGAAUGCCAGGAAUGAUGUCCCCCGCUCCUGGAAAGCUCUGAAGAGGGUCCUGUAUCAGCCUUGUGCUGCAGCUCAUAGGGGAACUGGAGAGGAGAUACAGAGCAUGAGUGAACUGGGGCAAGAGAAAAAAGGAAGUGGACAUCUGUCAACAUACUUGCAGGACUUGUGUGAACAGGGGAAGAUGUGUCCUUUCCAAAGAGCAUCAGAAUGUGUUUCUGUUUGCCUCUAUCUGUGUCCAGCAUACAUGUCUGAGCACUGACCUUUUUUUUUUUUCUUUUUUUUUUGUCUUGUGUCUUGCUGAUGAUGGUGAUAACUGUAUUAGAGAAUUUAGAUUCUGUAGUAAAUCCAUAUGUGGCUCUGGUGAAACAUCAGUUUUAAACUGUACAGAUGGAUUUUACAAUGUGUUCAUUUUGAACUUUUCUUAAUGGAUUACAAAGACAAGAUGAAAGCUCUGCUCAUUCUAAAGGACACAAGCAUUCACAUGUUUUGGUUGUUGCAAACUUUUGUUUGAUGAAUGUAAAAUUACUGUUAACAGUGUCCUUUACAAAUGACUUUCAAGCUAACAUUUAGAGGAAAUGCGAUGACAAGCCAUACAACUUAAUGAAUAAUGGAUCAUAGUAGGUUUCACUUUUUGGUUUGUAAUAACAGUUUGUGUAACAUUUCUUGCUUAUUAAACAAUGAGCCUAAGGUUAAUAUAAGACCUGUAUAGUAACCUGAUUAAAGAAAAUCAUUAAAUCAC
This is a messenger RNA of Pygocentrus nattereri (red-bellied piranha), 1305 nucleotides long. It is a transcript of the gene tomm22, whose product is annotated as translocase of outer mitochondrial membrane 22 homolog (yeast). Gene Ontology annotation, biological process: intracellular protein transport. NCBI's taxonomy places the organism in Eukaryota, Metazoa, Chordata, Actinopteri, Characiformes, Serrasalmidae. The transcript is spliced from 4 exons. Gene Ontology annotation, cellular component: mitochondrial outer membrane. The coding region runs from base 212 to 607 and encodes 131 amino acids. The record is from RefSeq and is a predicted model, not a curated record.